Messenger RNA from Thyridium curvatum, 2649 nucleotides. RefSeq lists its product as uncharacterized. Bases 1 to 2649 code for a protein of 882 amino acids. Lineage: Eukaryota; Fungi; Ascomycota; Sordariomycetes; Thyridiales; Thyridiaceae. The record is from RefSeq and is a predicted model, not a curated record. The transcript has a single exon.
AUGAAGCUUACACCUACUCCGCUAUCCCUGAGCCUUUGUCUCCAUGCCCUCGACCGCGAGAUCAAGCCCCAUCUCCCAGCAGACUCUCUGGAAGCACAAUCAGGCUUGAAGACAAUCUCCACCGUCUUGUCUGAUCUGCUAUCACGCUAUGCACCAGAGAGAGGUCACCGCCCAUUUCUCCUGAAUCAGCUCAACACCGCUGCCAAGCUCGAGGCGGACAUACGCGCCGUGCUCGAGUCCUCAGGGCAUGUUCAGCUCAAUGGCAUUCAGCCGACUUCCAUGCUGCCGGCUAAUGCUACGUUUGAGGAUUUAUCACGGCGGUAUGAGGAGACUUCAGGCAGGCUUGCCCGCCUGAGCCAGAAGCUAGCCGCCUGCUCUUCCCCUGAGGCUCCUGCGCUCCUGCGAAAAGCGGCAGAGUGGGAGGCAGCAUACCACACAAAGAUUUCAGGCAUUAGCCAAGAUGCUCUGACCUCAUACUACGACAGCGAGGAAGCCAAGUCAAAGGCGUCCAGCUCGAUAAAGCAAACGACCCUUGAAGCUGCCGCGGUGGAGGCUUUCCUCCGCGAGUCGCGAUCUGACCCCUCAUUGAGAGUCCCCAAGCUCGCCAGGCUGGCAGGGGGCCAUGGCAAACAGACGUACAUGUGCGAUGUGGUCUCUCAAGGAUCGGGCGGUGAAGAGACGACGACGCUGGUGAUUCGCAAGGAAGAUCCGGCGCCCAUCAUCCUGCGAUCCACAUUCCGCGUUAACGAGGAGUUUGCUCUGUUGAGAGACCUGAGCAACAACACCGACUUCCCGUGCCCUCGGCCGUUUGACUUGGCCAACCCCGCACCCGAGGGUGUUGACGCGCCGUUCUUUACCAUGACCAAGAUGCAAGGAGCCAUCGGAAGCAUGUAUUUGGGCAGUCAAGACACCCAGAUCGACGAGACGAUGGCGAGGCAGUUGGCAAGCCUUUUGGCGAGGCUACACACGUAUCCCAUCGAGAAGUUCUCUAGCUAUUUCGAAGCCAGGGGCGAAAACGUCGAUGCUGUCAAGGUUAGUACAAUAUCUGAUCGAUACAAGUCUAGUCUCGACAGCUGGUCAGGGUACUUUGAGAGCGUGGACCAUCUGCCAUCGCCGUUUGUCACCUGGCUUCUGUCCUGGCUCAAGGAGCACAUCCCCAAGGACGAGCGAACACCGAUCCUCAGCCAUGGGGACUUCUCCAUCCACAACCUCUUGCAAGUGGAUGGCAACGUUUCGGGAGUUCUCGACUGGGAGUGCGCAGAGUUUCUGUCCCCUGAGCAGGAGCUGGCGUACCUGCAACCGCUCCUCAGCAAGUCGUACUCGUGGGAUAAGUUUCUAGAGCAUUACCACGAGGCUGGUGGGCCAGAAAUCCGCGAAGACCACUACCCAUUCGUCCAAGCCUACGCCGUCUUGCGCACCAUGCUAGCGUUCAACCGAGCCCUCCGGAACCUCAUGGUUGGCGACAGCCGCGAUGUACGGUUCCUCAUGGUCGAGUAUGGAUAUUUCGGCGCGUUCAUGGGCAUCGGGCUAGAAUACACGUCGCGCCAUCCGAGCUACGCAGCAAUCCAGGCGGCUGCUGCGUCGAUCGACAAGCUUGAAGAUGACGCGAACCCAGCACACCCCCAAAGUGUUGUCAAGAAGGACGCACAUGGUCCGCAGGCGAACGCACUCGCGGUCAGAGGCGAUGAAGCCAACAUUCGGCAGCCGCAUGGAAGCACACCAAACUGGCAGAACAGCGUAGUCCUGGUCUGGUGGGACGAGGAACACCGCAUCGGUGGCUUCCAUCGACUGGGCCACGAGCCGAACAGACCGAACGGCGGCGAGGCGAUCAUCUGGACGAACCUGCUCACGCCGGAGGGCAUGUUCAAACGAGUGCAGUCAAAUCCGCUACGCAAGGAGGAUACUCCAGACGACGGCAGCUUCGGAUCCGGUGACGACACCUGCACUGUCAAGUACGCCAACGGCGAACACAUUUGGACAAUUAAUGAGCCGACGGAGAACAUCACAGCGAGGAUUGUGCACCGCGACACCGGCCCCAAUGUCGACUGCUUUCCCAAGCACGGGAGCAUGGACAAGGACUUUGCAACGGCACACUUCGACAUCGCUGGUCGCGUGACUGGCAGCCUCUCCGCGAAGGGCAGGACAUACAACAUCCAGGGACUCUCCAUCCGUGACCAUGCCUGGGGUACCCGCGACUGGGGGUCGUCUGCUUACGGCCACCGUUGGCUCGUGGGCACGGCCGGCGCCAACUUCUCCUUCAUGGCGGUAAGCUGGCACGCAUCUGCAAAUGACCGGGUUGGGAACUUUGGCUGGGUGGUGCGAGACGGAGAAAUCACCCUGGCGAAGAUAGUUGACAUCAUCAUCUUCAUGGAGGUCGACAGCUGCACAAACAGGGGAGGGAGGGUGCGGAUGGAACUGACGACGGGCGAAGUCCUCGACAUUGAGUGCGAGGCCACUGCUCCGAAGGCGUCGGUCUGCUGGCAUCUCGGGAUGGCAUGUGUUGACCGCAUCUGCUCGUUCAAGUGCAAGCAAAAUGGUGUGUCUGGAUUUGCAAAUGUGGAGAGCACAUCCAACAUCCAGAUGGGAGAUCGCAAACCUGGGACGCUGGUCGCCGGCAUUAUUGAGAACGGGUUCACGUUUUUCAAGUGA